Molecule: messenger RNA, 3663 nt
Organism: Gryllus bimaculatus (two-spotted cricket)
Lineage: Eukaryota; Metazoa; Arthropoda; Insecta; Orthoptera; Gryllidae
Source: the annotation of a GenBank genome assembly
AUGGGCGACGCGAACGGGUCUCUGGGCGCGCACCCCGAGAAGAAGGGCCGCUACUCGGCGCUGCCGCUGCGCGAGCUUGUGCGCGUGCGCGGCAAGACGGCUCGCCCCUGCUCCUUCUGGGCGCGCGCCUUCGGAAUCUCGAUCACCAUCGUGCUCCUGGCCCUGGGUGCAGCGGUAUGCUUCAUCAUGUGGGGAACCGAGACAUUCGACAACUCGCUGCUCGAGCGUCCCCCUGUCACACCAUACAUCCAGGUGCGACUCUUCAACUACACCAACUGGCAAGCGGUGAUGGAUAAACGAGAGAUACCACUAGUGAAAGAAGUUGGACCUUAUACAUUUCUGCAGGAAACUGAGAAAACUGCGGUGGUGUUCAACGACAACAGCACCGUCACCUACCGAGAGCACACCACCUUCGUGUUCCAACCGCAGCGGUCGGUUGGCUUUGAAGAUGAUAUAGUGGUGCUACCCAAUGUCCCUUUCUUGAGUGCAGUGUCCGUCUUACGAGACUCUAGUUUCAUGAAGCAGAUGGCCAUGUCAAUGGCUCUGAAUUCGGUAAAUCCACCUCCCUUCUUACGGUUCUCUGCUCAAGAGUUCUUAUGGGGUUACAAAGAAACUCUUACUCAACUUGCCAAGGCCUUUUCGGUUGUGAACAUUGAUCCAGAGAGCCUAAAGUUAGGAAUUCUUGAAGCGACAUUAAAUGGCAUUGAAGCAUAUAAAUAUAUGCCUCCAAUGAAUGUGUUUGGAACACCAGAGCAGAACCCAGAAAAUGAGUGCUUCUGCCCUCCAUCUGAAAAUCCUGAAGAACCUUCAUGUCCAUAUGGAGGUGUAUUCAGUGUGGGACCUUGCAAUUUUGGAGCACCAGUUCUUGUAUCUUUUCCUCACUUUUAUGGAGGUGAUGAAGAAUUAUACCGUUUUGUAAAUGGGCUAAAUCCUGAUCCUUCGAAACAUUCUAUGUACCUCUAUAUUCACCCAAUUAUCGGUGUGCCCAUGGGUGGAAAAACUCGUUUCCAAAUGAAUGUCAAAGUUCGAAAAUCAUCAAAGAUUUCAUCUAUUAACUUCCUGGAAGAAGGAGCCGUUCUGCCUGUUGCUUGGAUAGAAAUUGGUGUGGAUGAACUACCAGAAGAAGUUAUCGCUUUGCUGCACAAAGCUUCCAUGACAAAGCAUGUCAAAUCGGUCCUUUUGUAUGGAAGUAUCACAGUCAUUUCUGUAACUUCAAUUAUUUUACUGUGGUGCGCUUACAGAUGUUGGACAAGGAGAGAGACAAUUCGUAAUAUUUCACAAGAUUCUCACAUUUUGGAACCACUGUAACUACGCUUCAUAAACAAUUAUUUUUAUUAUUGCACCAUCACAUCAACAAUUGUUUGCACUAAAAAUAGCAGGGUAGCAUAGAGUGAACAUGAAAAGAAACUCAGGUCGGCAUUGUCAAGAAUGAAAAAUUAAAAGACUGAGUAUGUGCUAUUGUGUGACAAUGCUGGAAAAAUAGUGAUAAACCAGUAUAUUGAUUUAAGUGCAUCAAUCGAUAGUUGUGGAUGAACUUUGUGUUGAUGUGGAAAACAAAUGAACACAAAUGUAUGUAUGUAAGACAUUGAAUGUUGUAUAUUACAACAGAUGUUUGUCACAUUCCAUGUGCCUUCACAACAUUCCAGUUUUUGGAGUGUUGACCAAUUGAUGGAGUGGCUAAUGUUAUAAGGAGAUUGAAGUCUGAACAUUUGCUCAAAACACAACAAAUAUCAAUACUAUUGAUUCUUUUAAAACCAGCACCACUGAGAAGACUCUUUCAAUAGGGAAAAAAAGAUGAUCUGCAAAUGAAACCGAUAUUUUUCUAAAUAAUGAAAUCCAAUAUUUUUUAUGUUAGGAUUUCGUAUUAAUACAAUUUAUAUUUCCUGGAAAGACUUAUAAUAUUCAGUGAAAAAAUUUUUCUAUGAAAAAAAAUUACAUUCAUAUAGUUCUGGUGCUUAAAAACACUUUGGAGAAGAAAAGAAAAAGACAGUAAACAUAACAUUCAUUAUCACUUAAGAUUAAAAAUUAAAAUGGGAUUUCAUUCAUCACAAAGAAUACGUUUACAAAAAACAUUAACUUUAUUGCCAUUUUUGGCAGUCCAAUAUUUUGCAAUAGUUGAAUACUAAAAAGAAAAUAACUGAUUUUCUGUCAUGCCAUUUUUUGUUUUCAAUUUUACAGUUGAUGGAUACUAAAAAGGAAAUAACUGAUCCGCAGUCAAUUGAUAAUGUAUUUCUAGUGGAGUUCAAACCACUUCUCUUAUCAUAGGUCUAUGUAUUUCUAAGUUUCCUUGUGAUUUGUAUCUCAUAGUUCUCACAUUUCUAAGGACUAAAUAUCAUUUAUUGUUAAUUGUUUAAAAAGUGUAAUCAUAAAAAUGUCCAUGAAUUUAUAGAUCAAAAGACUAUGAAAAUAGAAAGGUCUUUAGAUGUGGUAGUAGUAUGUAAGCAUUUUCAGAUUUAAAAAGAAAUUUCAUCAAAACCAUCUUUCAUGACAAUAAAUAAAUUCCAAGUUGCUACUCAUUUUAUUGAUAUAGUGAUAUUGGAAUGUUACUAAAGCUUCUAAUUACUCGUGCUUAUGUUAAGAAUUUUUUUACUACUAUUUGAAGUAAAAUAAAAUGUAGUGAAUGUAUGUUGGUACAUUUUCAUUUUAAUGAUUUAAUGUUUAUAUCCUCAUACACACUUCCCCUCCUGAACAAAUUUAUGCAUAAAAACUUCUUUUGAAUAUCAACACGAUUCCAGGAAAAAAAACCCAUCUUAAAUAAGAGUGAGAAGGGAGAAAGUUGAAUGUACAUUAGGGUGACUUUGAGACAAACUAUUAUCUCAUUUCAGAUUAUCCAUUAUUCGCUAUAAAUAAAACAGAGGGGUCACACAAAAUCCAACCACCACAAUGAGGCUCUAUGUAACCAUUGUGAAACUCAAAUCUCCCAUAAUUAUCCCACCUUUUUCUACCUAUCACAUUAUCAUCUAUCCUCUUGUUUUAAGGCUUCUUGUAAACUUUGCAAAACUUUGAAUACAAUACUGAGUGAUUGUAACUGUUAGUCUUGAAAUAAGUUUGGUUUGGCGAGAACAUUUAUUUGGUGUAGAUCUAGAUGAUAAUUGAUGUAAUUAAAUCAGUUUGUUAAUACUGGUAGUUUUAUUACUGAAUUGUUUAAUAUUUGUGGAGUUUCUUAAUGACAGUAUUUUAUAUACAUUAUAGCCAUACCAGUAAAAGACAAAUAGGAUGGGGUGAUAGGAUUAACCAUUGAUGACUUGGCUAGUGUAAACCAUUAUGUAGCUUCAAUUAUUAGAACCAAAAUGAAAAGAGACUCCUGAGGUAAAAAUUAGACACAAAUCCAGUGAAAGUGAAGAAGAACUUAAUGACAAGAGUAUUUUUUGCUGAAAGGGAAGAUAGCAAUUUCAUAUCAGAAAAUAUUUUGAAAUUGAUGAUCCUCAUGAAAUAGAGGAAAACGUUCUUUGUCCUACAAAAUAGCUUAAUGGCCAAAGUAGUUCUGACUUCGAAGUUCAAUCAAAUAUAAGAGAGAAAAAUAUCUAUGUCAGAUUGUUGAGUUUUCUGAUCAGAUGUAAGAAGGUUAAUACCAGGAUUAAAAAUGGUAAAUAUAGGAAGUGACCAGAGUACUGAUUUUAAUCUGACUUGUUAUUAAGUAAGAUAAACUAAUAAAUACAGACA